AGCCGGAGCCGGGAGCAGACACUCGGAGAGCGGCGUAGGGCGAGGGCCGGGGCCGGGGCCGGGGCCGGGGCCGGCAAUGCGGCGCCGCCGAGCCGCCGUGGCCGUGGGUCUCUGCGCCUCCUUCCUCCUCGGCUCCCUGCUCAACGCGCUCCUGGCCCCCGGCCCGGACCCGCCCCCGCCCCCGGCCCCGGCCCAGGCCGCGGCCCUGACCUCGGGACCCCCGGGGGCGGCGGCGGCGGCCAUCGGGGAGCUGGAGGAGCAGAUUCGGGCCCGCUAUGAGGAGGUGCAGCGCUACUCCCGGGGCCCUGGGGCCGGACGCCCGGAGAGGCGCCUCAUGGACCUGGCGCCCCCCGCCCCGCCCGCGCCCCCCGCGCCCCCCGCGCCCCCCGCGCCCCCCGCCCCGCGCCUGGGCUGCGCCGCGCUGCGCAACGUGUCCGGGGCGCGGUUCCUGGGCUCGGGCUACACCAAGGCCGUUUACCGCGCCCGCCUGCCCGGAGGCGCCGCCGUGGCCCUCAAGACGGUGGACUCCGGCGGCCACGACGUGGGCAGCUGCGUGCGACAGUUCGGGGCGCGGAGGGACUGCUACCGCCUGGCGGCCCACAAGCUGGUCAAGGAGAUGGUCCUGCUGGAACGCCUGGCGCAUCCCAACGUGUUGCAGCUCUAUGGCUACUGCUACCAGGACAGCGAAGAUGCCCCUAGCGCGCUGACGGCCAUCACGGAGCUGGGUGCCCCGGUGGAGAUGAUCCAGCUGCUUCAGGCCUCAUGGGAAGACCGUUUCCGGAUCUGCCUCAGCCUAGUCCGCCUCUUGCACCACCUGGCCCAUUCUCCCCUCGGCUCCGUGACCCUGCUGGAUUUCCGGCCACGGCAGUUUGUGCUGGUGGCUGGGGAGCUGAAGGUGACCGACUUGGACGAUGCCAGCGUGGGGGAGGCACCGUGCAACAGCCACCAACAUUGCCGGAUGGAGUUUCCUGCCAGGAACUUUUCCCUGUCCUGCGUGCGGGGCCGCUGCCUUGGCAUGAACGAGAAGAGGAAUCUCUAUAAUGCCUACAGGUUCUUUUUCACCUACCUGCUGCCUCACAGCGCCCCUCCGAGCCUGCGGCCCCUCCUGGAUGAGAUCGUCAAUGCCACAGGUGAACUUCUCUGGGGGGUUGACGAGACAUGGAGGCAGCUGGAACACGUGCUGCAGCUGUACCAGAGCGGCGCUUACCUCCAGAACACGACCGCGGCCCCCAGUGCUGAGUACCGGAGGCUGCCGGAAACCGCGAUCCCCGCAGAUGACUACAGGUGCUGGCCCUCCCACCGGCACGGGGGCUGUGUCCUGUCUGUGUUCAGUGUCCGAGAGGCCGUGGCUGUGUGUGAGAGCCACACCCAGUGUAGGGCCUUUGUCAUGACCAACCGCACCACCUGGACAGGUCGCCAGCUAGUCUUCUUCAAAGCAGGUUGGACCCAGGUCAUUCCCGACCCCAACGGGGUCACUUACGUGAGGGCUUCGGGCUGAGUGCCCGGGGCUGGGCCAGCCAGCGGGGAGCAGAGAGCCAUACCGCCCCCCGCCCCCUCGACCCAGAGAGGGCCGGCCGCCCCAUGCCCCACUACGCCCCACGCCGGGCUGCAUGUGCAAUAUGGAACUGGGAGAAAUGGGAUUCACGGCUUUGCUCAUUUUUCUUGGCCAGGAGAUGGACAGAGAGGCAGACAGCUGACUGGGAUGUGAGGACUUUGCUGGCCAGAGCCAGUCCAGCUGCCGGGAUGUGAGGACCUCACUGGCCAGAGCCCAUCUGGCCUCUGGGAUGUAAGCCCCUUGGCUGGAUCAAGUCCUGCCACUGUGAUUUGGGGAUUACACUGGCCGGAGACCGUCUCCUCACUGCCUCUGGGAUGUGAGAUCCCCAGCGACCAGACCCUGUCAUCUCACAGCUGCGCCGCUCAGAGUCACCUCACCCCAAGAGGUCCCCGGAUGUAGAAGAGAUGGUUCGGGAGGUUCCUGGUGCUAGUGUCGGUCAUCAGGUGCUUGGCCUGGGCCCGCCCCCAUGGGCAGAGCCGAAGUUCACCAGCUCAGCCGGCCCCAACCCUGGCUGUGACGGGGGGAGGAGUGGGAUGAUAUCCCCAGUGGGGGCCUGCUGACCCACCCGCGGCCGGCCAAGACCCAGAACUCGUUGGGUGGCCAGCUGCACCGUGGGGACUGUGGCCACCGAGGGAGCCGCAGGGUCACUGUGGGUGCGGAGCCUGGCUGCGGACAGACACACGGCCAAGCUGAGCUGGGGCCAUUUGCUUUCAGUGAAAGCAGCCACAGUGCUCCUUGAGUCCACGCGUGCAGGCGGUCUAACUUUGGUGCCUCGGACGCAUUUAUUUUUGUAACAAAAUCGAAUAAAACCAGAUGAAGGACCUCCAGGACCGCA
Messenger RNA from Ornithorhynchus anatinus (platypus), 2390 nucleotides. It is a transcript of the gene PKDCC, whose product is annotated as protein kinase domain containing, cytoplasmic. Bases 77 to 1498 code for a protein of 473 amino acids. The transcript is spliced from 7 exons. Gene Ontology annotation, molecular function: non-membrane spanning protein tyrosine kinase activity; ATP binding. The record is from RefSeq and is a predicted model, not a curated record. Gene Ontology annotation, biological process: protein phosphorylation. NCBI's taxonomy places the organism in Eukaryota, Metazoa, Chordata, Mammalia, Monotremata, Ornithorhynchidae.